GACUGCUUCCAGGUGGUACUCCACCGCCUCGAGCGGCCAUUGGGCGGCCGCCGAGGGACGCUUCCGGUGUCCAGGUGCUGUUCUCUCCCGCUAGAAGAUGAAGAUGGUUCCCCGCCUCGCCGCCUGUGCCUGGCCCCUCUGUGGGCUGCUGCUGGCUGCGCUCGGCUGCGUCUGCGCCAGCGGCCCCCGCACCCUCGUGCUGCUGGACAACCUCAACGUGCGGGACACGCACUCGAUGUUCUUCCGCAGCCUGAAGGACCGGGGCUUUGAGCUCACCUUCAAGACCGCAGAUGACCCCAGCUUGUCCCUCAUUAAGUACGGGGAGUUCCUCUAUGACAACCUCAUCAUCUUCUCCCCCUCCGUGGAAGAUUUCGGAGGCAACAUUAAUGUGGAGACCAUCAGUGCCUUCAUUGACGGUGGCGGCAGUGUUCUGGUGGCCGCCAGUUCCGACAUUGGUGACCCUCUUCGGGAGCUGGGCAGUGAGUGCGGGAUUGAAUUUGAUGAAGAGCAAACAGCUGUCAUUGACCAUCACAAUUACGAUGUCUCAGAUCUUGGCCAGCAUACGCUCAUCGUGGCUGAUACUGAGAACCUGCUGAAGGCCCCAACCAUUGUUGGGAAGGCAUCUCUGAACCCCAUCCUCUUCCGAGGAGUUGGAAUGGUGGCAGACCCUGACAAUCCCUUGGUUUUGGACAUCCUCACGGGUUCUUCAACCUCUUACUCCUUCUUCCCAGAUAAGCCCAUCACCCAGUACCCUCACGCGGUGGGGAAGAACACUCUCCUGAUCGCAGGACUCCAGGCCAGGAACAAUGCCCGGGUCAUCUUCAGUGGCUCCCUGGAUUUCUUCAGCGAUGCCUUCUUCAACUCAGCAGUGCAGAAGGCCACACCCGGCGCCCAGAGGUAUUCUCAGACAGGCAACUAUGAGCUAGCUGUGGCCCUCUCCCGCUGGGUGUUCAAGGAGGAGGGUGUCCUCCGAGUGGGGCCUGUGUCCCAUCAUCGGGUGGGCGAGACGGCCCCACCCAAUGCCUACACGGUCACCGACCUGGUGGAGUACAGCAUCGUGAUCGAGCAGCUCUCCAAUGGCAAGUGGGUCCCCUUUGAUGGUGACGACAUUCAGCUGGAGUUCGUGCGCAUUGACCCCUUUGUGAGGACCUUCUUGAAGAGGAAAGGUGGCAAGUACAGUGUCCAGUUCAAGCUGCCUGAUGUGUACGGUGUCUUCCAGUUUAAAGUGGAUUACAACCGGCUAGGCUACACACACCUGUACUCCUCCACCCAGGUGUCAGUGAGACCACUCCAGCACACACAGUAUGAGCGCUUCAUCCCCUCAGCCUAUCCCUACUACGCCAGUGCCUUCUCCAUGAUGGCCGGGCUCUUCAUCUUCAGCAUUGUCUUCUUACACAUGAAGGAGAAGGAAAAGUCUGACUGAGCCAGAACCUGGGACUCCAUCCAGCAGGGAGAUGGCAAGAGGAUUUCACUGGAACGGAUGGGUUGGGUUGUUGUUUUUAAGGCCAUGGGAAAAUGGCACAGCCUUACCUCAGUGAGGUGAUGACUAUGGGGUGGGGGGCAGGGAACUUUUUUUUUUCUGUAAGUUUUCCCAUUUUGAAUCACUCUGUGGCAUUUUUCGUAUGUGCAGCCACCCCCAUUUCUAAAAUAAAGAGAACCACUGCCCUCA
Molecule: messenger RNA, 1669 nt
Organism: Peromyscus eremicus (cactus mouse)
Lineage: Eukaryota; Metazoa; Chordata; Mammalia; Rodentia; Cricetidae
Gene: Ddost
Product: dolichyl-diphosphooligosaccharide--protein glycosyltransferase non-catalytic subunit
Exons: 11
Coding region: 98-1423 (441 amino acids)
Cellular component (GO): endoplasmic reticulum membrane; oligosaccharyltransferase complex
Source: RefSeq, a predicted model, not a curated record